Messenger RNA from Morus notabilis, 2315 nucleotides. RefSeq names its product WD repeat-containing protein WDS homolog. Lineage: Eukaryota; Viridiplantae; Streptophyta; Magnoliopsida; Rosales; Moraceae. The transcript is spliced from 5 exons. Gene Ontology annotation, molecular function: protein binding. The coding region runs from base 374 to 1975 and encodes 533 amino acids. The record is from RefSeq and is a predicted model, not a curated record.
GGACUUGGUUAAGGAAAGAAAAAAAAAAGAGAAUAAAAUCGGACUUAUAAUCUGGUAACGGAGAAGAACGACACCACGACAGACAUAAUAGAUCUGUUUUGUAUUUGUUUUUGAAUCUCGUCUUUCUUAAAAUCAUACCGUAAUUAAUACUGUUUUUAAUUCCAAAAAAAACUGCUCUCUGCGACAACAAAGUCAUAUCUCUCGCAGCAAAUUUAUCUCGCAAAUUCUUCGCCGGAAAUAGGAAUUUGGAUCUUUGCAACAAGUUUGAGUGUUUAACUGAGAAUUUUGCUGAUAUUUAGGAGGUUACAAUGUUUUAAGUGUUUAACUGAGAAUUUUGCGGAUAUUUAGGUUACUUCAAGAGGAAUCAUGGCUAAUGGGAGUUUUUGAGUGUGAGAGGCUAGAAAGUUCACCAAAACGUCUUAGAAUUUUCCGUACUUCAAUGUCAUCAGAGGCUUCGCGAAUGGUGCUUGGCGCAAAGCGUCUAAUAAAGAAGCAUGAGUUUGUAAGAGUAAUAAUUCAAUGCCUAUACUCGUUAGGCUUUGAUGAGUCAGCUUCAUGUUUGGAGUUGGAGUCCGGUAUUUCGGACAAAUCCCUUGAAUUUGAAUUGCUCAAAUCUCAAAUACUAGCUGGGAAUUGGGAUGGUUGCAUUCACACCCUUAGGACAUUCAAAGACUUGGUGGAUGAUACGAGAGCUUCGGCUUUGUUUCUCAUAUUUAAACAGUGUAUACUUGAGUAUUUGAGUCGCGGAGAUUAUUCGUUGGCUUUAACCAUUUUGCGGAAAGAGGUUUCUGCAUUGGAAGUGGGCAGAGAUAAGGUUCACAACCUUGCUCACAGUGUCCUUUCUUUGGAGGAGCUGGGAAAGAACGAUGAUAGCGUUGUUCUUGGACUGCGAAAAAAGUUGUUGAGAGAGUUGGAACAUUUGCUUCCCCCACCAUUUAUUGUGCCCGAAAAAAGGUUGGAACAUUUGGUUGAAACUAUUGUGCUGGCUCAAAUUGAUUCAUGUGUGUACCACAAUUCACCAGAUCUGGUUUCACUUUGUGUGGAUCAUUCAUGUGGAAGAGAUCAGAUCCCCACAAAGACCAUUCAGAUUUUGACUGAACAUAAAAACGAAGUAUGGUUUGUACAAUUUUCUAAUAGUGGCAAGUACUUAGCGUCUUCAUCAAGCGACUGCACAGCCAUCAUAUGGGAGGUACUGGAAGAUGGAAAGAUAACACCGAAACACACGCUACUUAGUCACCAAAAACCAGUAUCUUUUGUCGCGUGGAGCCCUGAUGACACGAAGUUGCUCACCUGUGGAAAUAUGGAAGUUCUCAAGCUCUGGGAAGUGGAAAUGGGUACACUGAAGCACACGUUUGGAGAUCAUACCUUCAUUGUGGGCUCAUGUGCUUGGUUUCCCGAUUCUAAACGACUUGUAUGUGGCAGUUCUGAACCCGAAAAAGGCAUCUGCCUAUGGGACUGUGAUGGGAAUGAGAUAAAAGCGUGGAGAGGAAUGAGGAUGCCAAAAGUUCUGGAUCUUGCGGUCACGCCCGAUGGAGAAAAUCUCAUCUGUAUAUUCUGUGAUAAAGAAAUUCGCAUUUUAAAUGUGGGAACAAACGCUGAGCGUGUCAUUUUGGAGGAGCACUCGAUCACGUCCCUUUCACUUUCAGGAGACGGUGAGUUCUUCAUUGUCAAUCUUAACAGCCAGGAGAUUCAUAUGUGGGAUGUUGCUGGGAAAUGGGAAAAGCCAAUGAAGUACACGGGCCACAAGCAGAGCAAGUAUGUGAUACGAUCGUGCUUUGGAGGAUUGACUAGCAAAUUUAUUGCUAGUGGUAGUGAGAAUACGCAGGUCUACAUAUGGAACCGGCGAAAUUCCAGGCCAAUUGAGGUUUUGUCUGGGCAUUCAAUGACUGUGAACUGUGUUAGCUGGAAUCCUAGAAGGCAUCGGAUGCUGGCAUCAGCGAGUGACGAUCAAACAAUCCGAAUAUGGGGGACCUAGCCCACCAUAUAACACGCCAUCCCAGAAGCAUAGUUAAACAGAUAGAUAACCAAUUUUAACUCCUGUAAAUAGCCUCUCCUCUUUUCUAGCGCUUAUUCAUUCACGAGUGUGUGUAAAUUUGUAAAAUGGCCGUCUUUCAAAAUCUUUAGUAUUGGAUUUCCAUUGCAUCUUGUUUCAUUUCACCCUUAGUAAUCUAGUUGGCUUUGCAUAUUGCGCUUGUUUGUCCAAUUUUUUAUAACAUCUGUAAAGCUAUAGAAUACAUGGAGAUGGGGAGUUUCUGGUUGUUGCCGUCCACUGAGAUUCUUUUGAGACUAUUUAGCCCUUUCUUUUUUUUAAUUUA